AUGCUGACCUGGGCGACUUAUGAGACCCUGCGGCGGCCCGACCUCCGCGCGCGGGUGGUGGACGAGGCCCGGGCACUCUUCGACGUGGAGGGGUGCGCGCGCUGCGUGCGGACGCCGGAGGGGAUCUGCGGGGUCCCCUCGCGCGAGCGAAUCGAGCGGCUGGUCCACACCCCGGCCAUCCUGCGUGAGGCCCUCCGCAUGCACAGCGUCGUGCCGGUGGUGAUGCGGCGGGCCGUCCACGACGACGUCUUCGCCGCGGAUGAAGCCGGGCUCCCUAGAGAUGUGCAUCUUCCCGCCGGAUGCGUCGUCGCCAUCGGGAUCGAGGGCGUGCAUAAAAACCCAACAAUCUGGCCCGACCCCGACCACUUCAACCCCGACCGCUUCCUCAACGUCGACCCACCCCAGGCGAUCGACCCGUAUGGGUUUAUUCCAUUUAUUAACGGGCCGCGGAAUUGCCUUGGGCAGCACUUCGCCCUCGUUGAGGCCCAGGUCGCUCUCGCAUUUAUGCAUUACCGGUGGGAUUUAGCCCUCUUCCGCGACCCCGCCACCGACGGGGAUGACGAGACCUGGCAGAAGGAGAUCGGGCGCCAUCACGACUACAUCAUUCCACAGGUCCCUCAUGACGGGUUAAAGGUUACAGGGACACUCAGAAGCCAACUAGGUUGA
Molecule: messenger RNA, 666 nt
Organism: Phytomonas sp. Hart1
Lineage: Eukaryota; Euglenozoa; Kinetoplastea; Trypanosomatida; Trypanosomatidae
Source: the annotation of a GenBank genome assembly